CGUCUCCCUCUCUUCUGGUUCCCCCAAUUUCUUCCGCUUCCAUUCCCAACGUGUGCCUCUUCUUCCUCUUCCCUUCCAGCUUCUGGCACGCAUCCAUCCAUUGGCACCAUCAAUUGCCAGCUGCACCGCCCUCCUUUAUUUCUCCGUCUCGUCAAAAUGAACGCCUCUAGCAAGCUGGCUGGUGCCGUUGCCCGCAUGAGUGCGAAGCCUGCGAUGGCCCAGACUUCUCGUCUCCCGAGCUCCAUCCUCCGCUCGACGUCCAUUGCCGGCCGUCACGGUCUCCUCCUCAGCCAGGGCCGCAAUGCCUUCGCCCCUGUCAUGAUGCGCUCUGCCACCCAGUCUCGCGGUGUUGUCGCCGAGACUGCCACGGCCGCCAUCCUCGCUGCUGGCAAGAUGCAAGGUGCUGGUCUCGCCACCAUUGGUCUGUCUGGUGCUGGUGUCGGCAUUGGCACAGUCUUUGCCGCCCUCAUCAAUGGCACCGCCCGCAACCCGGCUCUCAGGUCCCAGCUCUUCUCGUACGCCAUUUUGGGUUUCGCCUUCGCCGAAGCCACUGGCCUCUUCGCCCUGAUGGUUGCCUUUUUGCUUCUCUUCGCCUACUAG
Messenger RNA from Podospora pseudopauciseta, 600 nucleotides. RefSeq names its product ATP synthetase subunit 9 (gene atp9). The record is from RefSeq and is a predicted model, not a curated record. NCBI's taxonomy places the organism in Eukaryota, Fungi, Ascomycota, Sordariomycetes, Sordariales, Podosporaceae. The transcript has 3 exons. Gene Ontology annotation, molecular function: proton transmembrane transporter activity. Gene Ontology annotation, biological process: proton transmembrane transport; proton motive force-driven ATP synthesis. The coding region runs from base 157 to 600 and encodes 147 amino acids.